This is a messenger RNA of Ricinus communis (castor bean), 910 nucleotides long. RefSeq lists its product as uncharacterized. The coding region runs from base 487 to 867 and encodes 126 amino acids. The record is from RefSeq and is a predicted model, not a curated record. The transcript is spliced from 2 exons. Lineage: Eukaryota; Viridiplantae; Streptophyta; Magnoliopsida; Malpighiales; Euphorbiaceae.
UUAGGUUAGAAGUAUCAUGUUCCAGAACAGUGUUGGAGUUUCGAUUCCAUGAAUUUUGUAAUAUGUAGCUGCUUUAGGCUAUGGCCUCCUUUCAAAUUAAAAAGAAAAAAAAAAAAAACGUAAAUACACAUAGAAACUUUGUCACGUCCUGGAAUCUAAAACAAAGAUGAGCAGAUCUUCAUCUUAAAGAAAAUAAAAAGAAAUGAAAUGAAAGACCUAUAUGGAGCUGAGGCCAAAUGGGGCAUGUGAAUUGGGGCUGAAAGAAUACAAAUCUAUUAAAAAAAUGAUAAAAUUCUAUAUAAUUCACAUAUAAAUAUUCUUAAAUGAUUUACAGAUGUGCAUGGCAUUGGACCCCUUCAAGCCCAGAACAUAUACAUGUCUUCUUUAUUGAUAAAAGUGAUAAACGUUACCAAAAGUAAAUAAAUAUUUAUACCUACUGGCAGAUGCCCAAAAUCCUCCAAAUAAGCUUGUUUCCUUACAGAUGACAUGUCUUCCUCUCUAUCAUCUUCCUGCAGCUUGAGGCUUCGCUUUUGCAGCAGGUUCAAGGGAGUCAAGUCCCCUCAAGUUAGAGCUAAAAGCUUUAGGGAUGAUGGGACAUUUGCAAAUAUGGUAGAUGCAAACAUGGGAGCUCUAAGAGAAAGAAUGGCAGAAGUGAGGAUGAAGGAGAGGUUGGAGAGCUGUUGCAGCAGAACCCAAAAUGGCUGGGAUUAUCAGUGUUAUGGUUAUGAUGACAAACACAAGAGAAGCCAUAUGUUAGGCGAGUCUUUAGAGAUUUUGAGUUCAGCUAGUGGCGCACUUGCCUUCGUCUUCCUCAGCGGGUCUCUUUGCAUUUUUCUUGUUUCUCUUUUGGUUCAUUUUACCAACUAAUAAUUAAUUAUUAGGAUUAAUUAAGAGUAUUAUUUUGCAAGUA